ACUGUUUCGGUUUCCAUCUCAACCCAGUGCCAGUUGAUUCGCACAGCUGAAACACGGCGGUCAGACGUCGAAAGGUCUACAUUUGCCGCACCGCUGUACAGUAUCUGACGGAUACGUAUCCGAAACUGGCUGCUGGCCAUUGCCAUAUACGUAACGCCGCUGAUGCACUCUGCUCGCCCUCGUUGAAUUCGACAGUCAGUCUCCAGUCGCAUCUUCCGCUCGAUCCACAGUCAACAUGGGUCUGUCCGCCACUACAGUGAAGCAUCUGCUGCUCUUGCUCAACUUCGUGUUUUCCGUGCUCGGACUGGCGCUGAUCGCAUUCGGAAUUUUCUUUUUGAUCUCCGCCGCCGAGAAUGCAGUCAGCAUUGGUGAAAAUGUGGCCGGUGGCCUGAUCGUUGGCCUGGGCGUUGUCAUCCUGAUCAUAGCGAUCUUCGGCUGCUUGGCCGCCAUUCACGAGGCUCCUGUUAGGCUCCUGAUCUAUGUGGGCGCCGUGGUACUGUUGAUCCUGUCCCAACUGCUGUUUCUGAGCAUGGCCUCGCAUGGCACCAAGGACGGCAUCUCGGGCAGCAUCAACGAGGGCUUCGAUCGCCUCUGGGAGUCGGAGCGCAACCAGACGGGUGCCCUGGCCUACUAUGAGAGCUGGCUGCACUGCUGCGGGGUCAACAGCUCCGAGGACUACUGGAUCGUGCAUCACGGCAUUCCGUCCAGCUGCUGCGAGGAGAACAAGUGCCUGGACACGCCAAGUCGGGUUUACAAGCCCGGCUGCAAAGCCGAGUUCGUGAAGUACCUGGACGACAAAUUGCUGGUGUUCAAAAUCGUCUGCUGGCUGCUUGUCAUCGGCGAGGCGGUGGGAGCUGUAUUCGGUUGGCUGCUCUACAGCAGCGUUAAGAAUCAGAGCCGACGCAACAAUGCCGUGUGGAUGUGAAGCGUUACCUAAGUCAUCUAAGUAUUAAAUAUUAAUAUUAAAAAAUGUUCUCUAAUCAGUUGUUAAGUUUCCGAAAUUGUUAACAACUAUUUACUAAUGAAAGAGUUGGUAACCUGUAAUCUGUAUCAAAAACAU
Messenger RNA from Drosophila gunungcola (fruit fly), 1060 nucleotides. Its product is annotated as leukocyte surface antigen CD53. The record is from RefSeq and is a predicted model, not a curated record. The coding region runs from base 236 to 925 and encodes 229 amino acids. Gene Ontology annotation, cellular component: membrane. NCBI's taxonomy places the organism in Eukaryota, Metazoa, Arthropoda, Insecta, Diptera, Drosophilidae. The transcript has 4 exons.